UUCCACGCGACGGGCGAGAUAUCACACAACGGACCAGCGCGAAAGAGCCUCUCGUACUAUUGAAAGCGGCAACCUCAGCAGCGGUGUGGACACUACUGUUUACUUGUCUGCUGUGCGCCUGUGCCGAAGGGGAAAGAGGCGAGUCCCUUCGCCUUUGCUCGCCCGCUCUCGAGCCCUCGGCUUUUCUCCUGCCGGCGUUCGUGCCGCGCUGCUGCGGCUGCCGCUCGGAUUCGAUCGAGCCGGUGGAUUCGUCCCGGGAGUUGGGCCUUCAGCCUCAGCUCUAAGGCCAGUGUUAGGUCUGAAAGGAUGUUGAGAAUCUGGGACGACCGACAAGCUUUCACACCUUAGGCAUAAGAUAGCCCUGACAUCCUGUGAAGAAUGAACAAGCGCAUCCAUUUUGGAUUCACCAAUCAUUGGAUAUUGCUCAUAGGCAUUGGUUGCAUUCCAUGAAUAGACAUGGGCAGCCUUGGAAAUAUCUUGUGUGCAGUAAUCCUGAUCGUCUUGUCCUUUUGCUAUGUGGAUGUGGCAAGGGGGCAAACAACUGACCCAAAUGAAGUGAAUGCUCUCAAGGCUAUCAAAGGCAGUUUAGUUGAUCCUAUGAAUAACCUUAAGAAUUGGGGUAGUGGGGAUCCAUGCACGUCACGUUGGACUGGAAUCUUCUGUGACAAGAUACCAAGCGAUCCAUAUCUUCAUGUAACAGAAAUACAGUUGUUUAAGACGAAUCUUUCCGGAACUUUGGCACCAGAGGUCGGUCUUCUAUCCCAGCUGAAAACAUUGGACUUCAUGUGGAACAAUUUGACCGGUAACAUCCCUAAAGAAGUUGGAAAUAUCACAACACUCAAGCUCAUAACUUUGAAUGGUAACCAGCUAUCUGGUUCUUUACCUGAUGAGAUCGGCUAUCUCGUGAACUUAAACAGAUUACAAAUUGAUCAGAACAACAUAUCAGGCCCCAUACCUAAAUCAUUUGCCAACUUAACAAGCAUUAGACAUCUUCACAUGAACAAUAACUCAUUAAGUGGGCAAAUCCCAUCUGAGCUGUCCCGAUUGCCUGCACUCUUUCAUCUCCUUGUGGACAACAAUAAUUUGUCUGGGCCACUUCCCCCAAAACUAGCAGAGACGCCUAGCUUGAAAAUACUUCAGGCUGAUAACAAUAACUUCAGUGGAAGCUCCAUCCCUGCUGAAUACAGCAACAUACCAACACUUUUAAAGCUGAGUCUUAGGAACUGCAGUUUGCAAGGAGCUGUUCCCGAUUUGAGUGGCAUACCUGAAUUUGGCUACUUGGACCUUAGCUGGAACCAAUUGAAAGGAUCUAUACCAACUAAUAGGCUUGCUUCAAAUAUCACUACAAUUGAUUUGUCGCAUAACUUUCUUAAUGGAACUAUUCCAUCAAACUUCUCAGGGCUGCCUAGUCUUCAGUUUUUGUCAGUCCAAGGAAACCUCUUAAACGGUGCUGUUCCACCGACAAUUUGGAGCAACAUCACUUUUACGGGAAAUAGAACCCUUGUUCUGGACUUCCAAAAUAACACCCUUGACACUAUUCCGGCUGCAUUUGAGCCUCCAGAAGCUGUCACCGUUCUACUUUAUGGAAACCCUGUAUGCACGACAUCUAAUGCUUCUCGAGCAGCUAAUCUUUGUCAACCCACACCUCUAAACGAAGCACCUUCUGGACGGGGACCACAACUUAGUAUAAUCUGUGCUCCUUGCCCGACUGAUGGAAAUUAUGAAUACAAUCCAUCAUCCCCUCUACCUUGCCUCUGUGCUGUGCCUCUGGGAGUUGGAUUUCGGCUGAAGAGUCCAGGGAUAUCAGAAUUCCGUCCCUAUAAAGAAGCCUUUGAGAUCAACUUAGCCCAUCUGCUGGAUCUGCUUGUUUAUCAGCUGUACAUUGAACGAUACAUAUGGGAGGCUGGCCCAAGGCUGAAUAUACAUUUAAAGUUAUUCCCAAGUAAUACAAGUUUAUUCAAUGUGUCUGAGGUGGUACAGCUCAGGGAACUACUUGCUGGAUGGCAGAUCACUCUAGCAGAUGUUUUUGGUCCAUAUGAACUUCUCAACUUCACGCUUGGUUACUAUGCAGAUGAAUUUCCAACUGUUGUGUCAACAGGUUUAAAAAAGAGCGCACUAGCUGGCAUUUUAGCAGGGACAAUUGUUGCUGCCAUUGCAGUAUCUGUAGUUUCUACAAUUUUUAUAAUGAGAAAGCACACAAACCGGCGAACAGUUUCAAGGCGGUCAUUACUUUCAAGGUUUUCUGUCAAGGUUGAUGGUGUGAAGUGCUUCACAUUUGACGAAAUGGCUGCGGCAACAAGCGAUUUUAAUAUUUCAGCUCAAGUUGGUCAAGGAGGUUAUGGAAAAGUUUAUAAAGGAAAUCUAGCUGAUGGUACAGCUGUGGCAAUCAAGCGUGCACAUGAAAGUUCUUUGCAAGGUUCAAAGGAGUUCUGCACAGAAAUAGAAUUGUUGUCAAGAUUGCAUCAUCGCAAUUUGGUUUCUCUGGUUGGCUACUGUGAUGAAGAAGACGAGCAGAUGCUGGUGUAUGAGUUCAUGCCCAAUGGUACCCUACGUGAUCAUCUUUCUGCUAAAACUGAAAGACCUCUGAGCUUUGGUCGGAGGUUGCAUAUCGCCCUUGGUGCCGCAAAAGGAAUUCUAUAUCUACAUACCGAGGCAGACCCUCCUAUAUUUCACCGUGAUGUUAAGGCCAGCAACAUUCUACUGGACUCCAAGUUUGUAGCGAAGGUGGCUGACUUCGGUCUUUCAAGGCUUGCUCCAGUGCCCGAUGUUGAAGGGACUUUGCCAGCUCAUAUCUCCACUGUUGUUAAGGGCACCCCAGGCUAUCUUGAUCCAGAAUAUUUCCUAACUCAUAAAUUGACAGAAAGAAGUGACGUGUAUAGCCUUGGUGUUGUGUUUCUUGAACUACUGACUGGAAUGAAGCCAAUCCAGCAUGGUAAAAACAUUGUUAGAGAGGUAAACAUAGCUUACCAAUCAGGCGACAUUUCCGGGAUCAUCGACAGUCGAAUGUCCCCGAACCCUCCAGAGUGUGCCAUGAGGUUCCUCUCCCUGGCAAUGAAGUGCUGCCGGGAUGAGACAGAUGACAGGCCUUACAUGGCCGACAUUGUAAGAGAACUCGAGACCAUCCGGAGCAUGCUACCCGAAGGAGAGGACCUGGUGUCCGAAACUACGGGGACAGGCUCUGGCGCGCUGACAAAGUCCAUGUCGACUACCUCGACGACUACCGGCGUCCUCUUCGUCUCGUCCCACACUUCCGGCACUGGUCAGGCGAACAGCGGCAUCCCCUCUGGGACGGUGGUGCCUCGGUAGCGUUGCCAGCGCCGGACACGUUGUAAAUGAUUUUGUAGACACCUGACAAGUGACAACGAUUUGUAGCUUUGUAAGUAGUAGCAAUACUGGGGUGGUGUAGCCUCCCCUACAGGUGAUUCUUAUUCUGUACAUGAGUUGUGCCGUUGCGAAGUGUUGUAGUAUCAGGAAUUCAGGUUGUGAUGUAGUAGUGACAAUGGUAAAGAAUGCAGAUGAUGAAUGUAUACUGGCGUAUUUAUCAGAUACGUACAUUGGAUGGGAA
Messenger RNA from Phragmites australis (common reed), 3565 nucleotides. Its product is annotated as probable LRR receptor-like serine/threonine-protein kinase At1g06840. Lineage: Eukaryota; Viridiplantae; Streptophyta; Magnoliopsida; Poales; Poaceae. The transcript has 22 exons. Gene Ontology annotation, molecular function: protein binding; ATP binding; protein kinase activity. The coding region runs from base 457 to 3306 and encodes 949 amino acids. Gene Ontology annotation, biological process: protein phosphorylation. The record is from RefSeq and is a predicted model, not a curated record.